Papaver somniferum (opium poppy) is the source of this 1209-nucleotide messenger RNA. RefSeq names its product putative F-box protein At3g23950. Lineage: Eukaryota; Viridiplantae; Streptophyta; Magnoliopsida; Ranunculales; Papaveraceae. The record is from RefSeq and is a predicted model, not a curated record. The coding region runs from base 1 to 1209 and encodes 402 amino acids. Gene Ontology annotation, molecular function: protein binding. The transcript has a single exon.
AUGGUUUCUUCAACUCCCUUAACAGAUGAUAUGCUGCUCGAGAUCUUUAGUCAUCUUCCUCUGAAUUCAACCUACAAGUUUAAAUGUCUAUCAAAGGUAUGGUUAUCUAACCUCUCACACCCUGAAUUCAUUACCAAAUGGUUCAAAAUUAACAGCAAAUCUCUUCCAUGGAUACAAUAUUAUUCAACUAAUGACCGCCGCGUUACUGAUGAACAUGCUGAUAAAAACCGUUUGAUAGCUAAGAUGGCAUAUCCAGAAUCACAUUCAGGGUUCAUGUCUAGAAAUGACCAUCUGUUCUCUCUUAAGUUUCUUAUGAAUCAGAAACCAUCUGGGGCUGAGUUGCUUGUUUUAGGUUCUAGUAAUGGCUUGGUACUUUGUUCAGUUAUUUUGUGUCCUAGGAGGAAGAAGACGGAUGGCUUGUAUCAUGUUUGUAAUCCACUAACUCAGGAAUGGGUUUCACUUCCUCCAUAUAUUGAAGGAUUUGGUGUCAGUGCUAUAUUUUGUGAGCAUUCAUCAUCAUUCCCAAGUUGUUUUAAGGUUGUACGUAUCCGAGAAUUCGAAACGCCUUCGAAGAAAUUCAUCGUUGAUAUGUUCUGUUCUACUCUCGGUGUAUGGGAAAGCUUUCAAGUUUCGUGUGAUAAAAAUGUUGUGUGGGGAUGGUCUAAUAAAAUUGUUACCCUUAAUGGUGUUUUGUUUUGGGCUGAAGGGGGUGGAAUGUUAGUUUGUGAUCUUAAUCAGAAAAAUGGAAGUGGUGGACGUCGAUGUAGUUUGAUUGAUUUGCCGGAUAGGGUGCUUGAUGUUAAUGAAUUUGGUAUCUUUGAUAGUCGCAUUGGGGAGUCAGAAGGCCGGGUCUGUUACGCUAAAAUUAAAUGGACAGCAAGUGGAAGGGGAAUGACUGUAAGUAUUUGGGUGCUCAAUGAGGUCAAGUGGAAAAUAUUGCACAGGAAUAUUUCACUGGACAAUGUCUUAGCAGAACUGCUUUCUCGGAUAGGUGAAGAAGCUGCGCCAAUCAGAGUUUUAGGUUUCAGUCCAGUAGACCGUAAUGUUAUUUUGCUCGGUUGGAAGCACUGGGUCUGGAGGCUUAAUAUCAAAACCAGAAGCUUUGAAGAACUCCGCUUGGAUAACAGACGUGUUCAUGAUGCGGGUGUGAUGAUCCUGCCAUUUGCUCUAAAGCCAAUGCCAACAGUACUUCCACCGCCCUCUUGGUAG